Messenger RNA from Teleopsis dalmanni, 2040 nucleotides. RefSeq lists its product as uncharacterized. The record is from RefSeq and is a predicted model, not a curated record. The transcript has 2 exons. Bases 264 to 1976 code for a protein of 570 amino acids. Lineage: Eukaryota; Metazoa; Arthropoda; Insecta; Diptera; Diopsidae.
UUUGACUUCUUGACAAGAUCUGCUAAUGUGAAAAGGCAAAAUAAUUGUUAAUAUUAAACAAAAUUACUGUGCAUUGUUUCAACUGAAAUGAGGAAACUUGCUGCAUUUAUGCAAUAUCGAACACAUGAGAUUUUUACAAUGCCAAUUAUAUCGCACUAAAUGCAGAUUUAAUUAGUUUUAAAUUGGAGUACAGAAAAUAAUACUAUCAUUCGACAAUUGAUAUAAGUGGAGUGAAGUACAAUUCGUCCGUAGCAAUUUUUUUAAUGGUUUGUGGGUUUGCGAGUACCAAUUCUAUUUCAGUUUUCAAUACAAUUAGCUAUUGUCUUUCAAUAUGUAUGUCAAAAUUAAUAAAUCUUUACUUCUUUUAUCCACAGAACUCUAGAAUGAUUCGACACAACACUGCUGACGCAUUGUCCCAUGGUUACAACAACAUCACAACUUUAAGUGCUACACUCAAUAACAAUGCCAGCCUUCCUGUUUCCAACAUUUGUGCUACCAAUCCAAUAAACAACAGCAAUCCACUGGAUGCACUGCCAAAACAAUUUGUGUUAUCCAUGAAGACCCUUUUCGAUAUACUCGAUGACCAGCAUACAGGGUUUGUAAAGUUGACAGAUAUUGAGAAAGGUUGGCAAGACGAUGGCUGUAAAGGUUUACCGCGUGGCGUUUUAAAUUCUUUAAGAAAAGUGACUCCCGUAAAUGGUUUACUGUCGUUUGAAAGAUUUUGUGCAGGCCUAAAAUUGUGUCUUCUACGUAACCAAACAGAAUUCAGUGGAAAUAGCAAUGGGCUUAUUUCAUCUUCAAUAAACAACACAUUUGCAGCUAACAAAAGUAAAUCUCCAAUUAAAUUAUCGAGACCACCAUCAGCACCAGUGCUAGAAAUUGAAAAUCCACAACCUGCCACACUUUGGUGUGCCAAUCCCACAGCAACCGUACGUCCACAUAUCUCGAAUAAGCAAAGAGCUUACAGCAUGCCACAAUUAAGUCCUGAUUCAGAACUUGACGCUGAUGUGGCUAAUGCUGUCAAUAGUGUCUAUAACUCACCACCGCCACCACCAAAACCGCCAAGAGCAUCAGUUGCUGCUGCUGCGGCUGCUGCUAACAGCGGCAUACUUACCACAGUUAAUACUACUCCAACGACUUCAAUAAACAAGACUGAAAUUCGUCAUGCUUUGCAGAACUGGCAAAUGGGCGUGUUACUCAAUGAAAUGGACGCUAAAGAUGAUAAGCGAAAAUCAACUUAUUUAGGCAGUAAUCAAUUUCAAUAUCGUGGCGCUGCAGACGGUGGUUCAUCGUCGACAACUGACAGUAUAAAUAGCACUACUGCACAGCAUUUGAAAAAAAAUAGCAACAAGCGUCGAGAACCACGUCGUCAUACCUUACAGAAUGGCAUCGACUACAAUAUGCUUAAGAGAUUAAAGCAAUAUGAAGAGGAACGUGAAGUCCUUCUACUCGGUUUAGAUGCCGUUGAAAAGGCAAAAGAUUGGUAUUUACAACAACUUGCACAUAUACAGGAAAAAAUGAAAUACCUCGGACGUAUGGGAACACAUGUAGAACAAUGGUCAGAGGAACGUUUAAAUUUCCAGCGUACACGCGUUUUAGAGGUGAAUAGGAAUUUGUCCGCUUUAGCAGAUACAUGGGAGCGUAGCAGCUUUCCAAUUCAUUUUAACCUUGCCAUACGGAAACCACCGAAAAACACUGCACAGCACAUAAACAAUGCUGGAACUGUUGGCUUACUGCAACCAGUAGAUAGACUGAGACAACAAAACCGGCAUCUGACAAAUGAAGUUAGUAUAAAGACUGAUCGAAUAACGCUUUUGGAACGCGAGAAACAAGGACUACUGCGUGAACUUUUUGAAUUACAGCAACGCACCGGCAGUGUAGCCCGUAACAAUGGCUUCAUAAGUGCUCUAAGUCAGUCGUCGCCGGUAUGCAGUUCUUCAUCAGGCGGCUUAGGUGAUGCUGAUGUUGUGUACUAAGUACUACUACGAUUAAAUUAAUUUUAGCACAAAAAAUAAACAGAAUUUUUUAUUAUGUAAUAGU